Planococcus citri (citrus mealybug) is the source of this 4056-nucleotide messenger RNA. RefSeq names its product proline dehydrogenase slgA (gene slgA). The transcript is spliced from 10 exons. The record is from RefSeq and is a predicted model, not a curated record. Gene Ontology annotation, cellular component: mitochondrion. NCBI's taxonomy places the organism in Eukaryota, Metazoa, Arthropoda, Insecta, Hemiptera, Pseudococcidae. Gene Ontology annotation, molecular function: proline dehydrogenase activity; FAD binding. Bases 250 to 2142 code for a protein of 630 amino acids.
AGAGACCCGAUUACCCUAAAACAGUAUUUCGCUUACCGCUGAUUUACAGUGUCCUGUGGCGUAACUCGGAUUUAUUCGCGUUUAAUUUUUGGAUAAAAUCCUCCAUCCUACAUAAUUGUUGUUCAGUUUACAGUAUCAUUUCGAUUCCAUUUUGUUUGUUCAUCGUCAUCGGUAUUUCUAUUACAUCGAAUUUCAUCUCUAAAAAUCGUUUCAAUCCGAGUCAUUUAUUUCGUGCGCUACCAACAUAUUAUGGCAUUUAUGAAACUAAUCGACCACAAAGGAAUCGCAAACGUUUGCCAUAAAAAUCGUAACACAUGUUAUUUAACUAAAAGUCAUAAUAAACUCGUCUCGUUUUCGAACUCGUCUGCAGUCCGGUCAACUGUCACUAGUGCCACAGCGGUAAAGCAUGUCGCCGAAGCUCGAACUCCUCGCAGAGAUCCGCUCGAUGUAAGUUUCGCUAAUCCAGAAGCCGCAUUCAAGAGUAAAACAACAUGGGAAGUUCUGCGAGCCUAUAUCGUUUACCAAUUAUGCUCAUCUCAAUACUUAGUCGAUAAUAACAUGAAGCUAAUGAAAUUCGGCAAGACGAUCCUAGGAGAGAAAUUAUUCGCAUCUUUGAUGAAAUCAACGUUUUACGGUCAUUUCGUAGCCGGCGAAGAUCAAUAUAAAAUUGUUCCAACCUUACAACGUCUACGUUCCUUCGGCGUCAAGCCGAUUCUGGAUUAUUCCGUCGAAGAGGAUAUUACCCAGGAAGAAGCCGAAAAACGUGAAGUAGAAGCCAGUACGUCUGAAUUGGAAAAACGAGACAAAAAAGCAGCUUUCGCCGAAGUCGGUUCAGCGGUCGGUGGCGAGUUACCUCAGUUUCACGUGGAUAAGAAAUUCGCCGACAGAAGAUACAAGGUGGCCAGUGCCAGGACGUAUUUUUACCUGAAUGAAGCCACUUGCGAACGUAACGUCGAAGUUUUUCAGAAUUGUUUACACGCUGUCGCCGGUGCGACUUACGGUACAGGUAUCACUGCUAUUAAGAUGACGGCAUUAGGACGACCUCAACUUUUGCUUCAACUUUCCGAGGUGAUCAUGAGGGCGCGUAAAUUUGCCAGCGAAAUUACCGGCGGUCCUGGUAACGUCAUGUUGCAGAAUUUAAGCAUCGAAGAACUGGAAAAGAGACUCAUUCAGGCUGGUAUUACCGAUACGAAGAAAUUCCUCGAAAAAGUCACCACCGAUAGUCAAGGAGUUAUUCAUUUAUUCCCUUGGAGCGGUUUACUGAACGAACGAUCCGAACUGAGCGACACGUUCAGAGUACCUUGCCUCAAGGAAAAACGUAUGGUACGUUUACUUUCACAAUUAUCUCAAAAAGAAGAAGAAAUGUUCCGUAACAUGGUUCGAAGACUUAACCUACUAGUUCAAACAGCCAAAGAUCUCGAUGUACGUAUAAUGAUCGACGCCGAACAAACGUAUUUCCAACCGGCCAUCUCUCGUUUAACGCUGGAACUUAUGCAGAAAUACAAUAAAGACAAAGCAAUCGUAUUCAACACCUAUCAGUGUUACCUGAAAGAAGCCCUGAAUGAGGUGAGAACCGAUUUGGAUCAAGCUAAAAGGCAGAAAUUCUAUUUCGGUGCCAAACUAGUCCGAGGAGCGUAUAUGGAACAGGAACGUGCUCGCGCAGUAUCGCUCAAUUAUACAGAUCCUAUUAAUCCUUCUUACGAAGCUACCACCGAAAUGUAUCAUAAUACCUUAUCCGAAUGCUUGAAGAGGGUUAAAGAGCUCAAAGAUGUCGGAGAUGUUGCCAAUAAGAUCGGUAUCAUGGUAGCCUCCCAUAACGAAGAUACCGUUCGAUUCGCUAUACAAAACAUGAAAGAGAUCGGAAUUUCACCCGAAGAUAAAGUCAUUUGUUUCGGUCAAUUGUACGGUAUGUGUGAUUACAUCACGUUCCCAUUAGGCCAAGCUGGCUACUCCGCGUACAAAUAUAUUCCAUACGGUCCGGUCAACGAAGUAUUACCGUAUUUAUCGCGCAGAGCGACUGAAAACAAAACCGUAAUUAAGAAAUUACAAAAAGAGAAGAAAUUACUAAAAGAAGAAUUAAUCAGGCGAUUGAAGAACGGUCAACUAUUCCACACACCAAAGGGAGACUACGAACCUAUAUAAAUACGUCUUCGUUGGCUCAGUCUCUAUCCAUCUUUUCUUUUCUAUUUUUUUCUUUCUCUAUUUCUCUCUCAUUGUUUUAAUGUAUAGCUAUAACCGACGUGAACAUUUAAGUGCUUAUCUAUUAAUGUUUUAUAUAGCCGCGCUUCAAUCGGUUUCUCUCAGGUUGUAUCGAUUUUUACACGUAUUUCGAUUUUCGAACUCGCGUUCGGAGAAUAAAAAUGCCCCUUUGGUAGGGGGUGCUGCGCUGCGCUGGUUCACGACACGAAACCAUUUACGUGUAAGUAUCUCGAAAUGGAAUUUCGAUCGUCAUUCGUACCUCUUUUCGAAGACUCCGCCAAUGCGGAUGCAUUUUUAUAUAGUUUUAACUUAGAGACGCUCACGCAGAUGUGCUUUAAAAUUCUAAAAAAUUGAGAAAAUUACCAAAAAAAAUUUUCUUCAAAUGCGCUUUUUUUUUGUUCGAGUUACGAAAUUUUUUUACAAAGGUGAAUGGACUGACGCGUAUCGAGUGAUAAUUCAACGAUUGUUGGAAAGGAAAUGAAACUAAAAUUUCAUACGACAGGAGUGUGAUUGUAUUCUGAAAAUUUCGAAUUCGUAGAACGUUUUUUUAACUGAUGAGAAAUUCGUUGUUUAUAAAUUUUGCCAAUUCGAAUAUUAUUUUAUCAUCGUCAGUUGACGUGUUAUCACUCGAAUGUAACCGGAAAUUUCUAAAUGACGGAAUGAGAAGGGAGAUUGGAUUCGAUGAUUGAAAUUCUAAUCUCUAUUCCAAUGACACGUGGUUUCUAAAACCGACGUUCUCAUUCUUUGAAAUUUUUCAAGCAUUCUGAAUUCUGAUCCAUCCACCUUUGUAUCCUCAAACGUGAGUAGAAAUGUGAUGUUUGGCGAUCUGCGUUUCUUAUUACGUUGUGGUUUGUGUUAUUUGUUGAGCUGUUUUAUGUGAUGAUUAAAGAGACAAUAAUUGUUUAAAAAUUACUAAAAAAAAAUCGAAAAAAAAAAGAAUUGUACUUAAGAUUAGCGAAAAAAAGUAAAAAAAAAAUAUGUAAAAAAAGUACACCCACGCAAAAAAACAUGUACCUACGAGUAUUUUUUCAUUAUAAUUUUUUCGUCCAAUAAUUUUACAAUACGAGUAUUUUAACAGUAUUUUCACAAAUUUGUAUUAUUUUAUACGACCUAAAAUAUGUAUUAACUAUUGUGUAAGUCCGAAAAGGGAUAAACUAAAUCGCAUGUAGGGUUUUCGUAUACUUUGUCUAGUCAUAUGCAUUAUUUUACAUAACGCAAAACAUUGAGAACGACGACGACGUCGAUAUCGAUCGUCGUAAAAUUCUUCAAAUUAUCGUGCUGUUUCUUCUUUUUGUUUGUUUUUCAUCGUAAGUUUGUAAAAAUAAAAUUUUGAAAAAGUUUCCUAGAUUAUUUUUAAAAACUACUUAUUUAGGGAUUUUUGUUUUUGUUUCGUUGUUUUCUUUUUCGAAUGUCAAUUCGCUUCCUUCAUGGUGUGUACAUAAGGGCGAUGAAAAAUUUGAAAUUUAAGCUGUUUUUGUUUUUUUUUCUCAUUUUGUUCUCGUGUCCAACGAAGUUAUUCCAUGUGUAUCAAAAUUUUUUUUGUAAAAAUGUGAUCUUUUGUUUUGUUUUUAUUGCGUAAUGUUUAUAAGUUCCGAUGUUAUGGCGACUGUGGUUUCAACCGGAUCGAAAAGAAUAUCAUUGUUGAGUAGUAUUGAGAUUAUAAGUUAUUGUAUUUUAAGCAUUUAGUAUCGUUUUUGUCCCCUCUACCGUGAAUUUUUUUUUUUGUUUCAUUCUAAAAUUUUUUCAAAUAGCGUUGUCACUUUGUAGUGUUAAUGCUGUAGCGUUUAUUGUUUCGAUGUGUAAUAGCGAUGGCAGUUUGUGUAAUUGUUGUCAUAAACGAUGAAAUUUAUUAUUGUU